UCUGUUCUUUGCGGUCGACGCGAGCUGAACGGAAGGGGCUGUUUUCCCCCAAAAUAUGCACAAGAGUUACGUUUCUAAACUCGAGACGUUGAAUUUCUGAGCAUCAAUAUGAUCAGCUGUCGUUCAAGCCGGUAGAGACUUGGCCGAGAGUAGGAACUGAGCCCAGCUCAGGUUACACGGAGGCAGGUGCAGACAGAUGUUCUUAACCAGAUGGACAGAAAACACCAUGACACCGAAACAACACCCACCAUUACUGUCUCAUGCAGGACAGGUCCUGCAGAGAGCACCAGCCACAGCAGCUGUCCACCCUCACAAAACAUCUUCAUCAUGGCGUACAAAGCAGCACAUUUGGCCUUCAAGUCGCGCUGGCACAAGACCGACGAAGAACUCUGUCGCCACAGUAUGUCCUUUGUCUUGCAUAAGGCAAUCCAAAAUGACUUCUUUAAGUGUUACCUUUAUCUGCUGGAGAAGCUUCCCCUGGUGAAACUUUAUGCUUUGACAAGUCAAGUCAUCAAUGGGGAGAUGCAGUUCUACGCCAGGGCCAAGCACUUCUACCGGGAUGUGCCAGCCACAGAAGAGGGAAUGAUGGGAGACUACAUCGAGCUCUCCAACACAGACGUUGAAUCCUCCAGGGAAUUUCUCAGGAAGUUUGUUGGGGGGGUGGGGAAGGCCGGCACCAACCGCGCCCUGGACUGCGGCUCUGGGAUAGGUCGUAUCAGCAAACACGUCCUGCUGCCGGUUUUCAAGAGCGUGGAACUGGUGGAUAUGAUGGAGAAUUUCCUGGCCGAGGUCCCAAACUACCUGCAGGGCAAGGAGGACAGAGUAGAGAUGUAUUAUUGCAAAAGCCUCCAGGAAUUCACUCCAGCCCCACAGAGAUACGACGUCAUCUGGAUUCAGUGGGUUUCAGGAUAUCUGACAGAUAAAGAUCUCCUGGAGUUUCUCAUCCGGUGCCAGAAUGGCUUGAAGGAUAAUGGUGUUAUCAUUCUCAAGGACAAUGUAGCCAGGGAGGGCUGUACCCUGGAUUGCCUGGACAGCAGCGUGAUCCGAGACCUGAACAUCCUCCACAGCCUCAUUGAAAUGAGUGGACUCACCAUCCUGCGGGAGGAGAGGCAGGAGGGGUUCCCUGAGCAGUGUGUCCCUGUCUGGAUGUUGGCCAUGCAGAAAGGCCCUGGCCAUUCCUGAUUGCCUAGUGGAACUGUAGAGACUGGACUAUGGGUGAACCACUGGACUGGGAAGAGGAAAAGCAUCUACUGGAAUACUCCUCACCAUGCACUGCUGCUACUGCAGCUCUAGGGCAGCAACUCCUAAAGGGUCAGGAGAGAAUUAACAAUGGAGUCAACUUCUCCAGGGAAUUGUCUGCUUCUGAAUCCUGCCUGCUUCAUCAUUCUUUCCAUUUUUAAAAGUCUUUCUAACAGCUCCUUGUUGGAGCUCUCUUUCAUUAAGGAGUCAAUAUUGGAUAAAACUUAACUAGUAGAAAAUAAUUAGGUCUGAAUUUUCUGUAGUUGCUAAUACAUUUUGGAGUGUUCUGUACGAGGUGUUAAAUAAGCCUGGUUUUUACUAUAGCACUUAAAUCUUCUUGGAAUUUAAGAGGGUUGUGUCAGAUCACUGAAGCAGGAAAUUCAAAUAACUUCUUGGAAAACCGAACUCGAAUUUUGAUUGUUCUCACUAUCUGUACUUUAAAAUAUUUAAACCAAAAAUCUAAGGGAAGUUUUAUCUUUUUGUUGGCAUCGGCUAUGCAGUUUAUUUAUUUUUUUCAUUUCUGUCAAUUUGGACAAUAAACCAACCUGGUUAAUUUUCCAUUUUCAGGAA
Molecule: messenger RNA, 1809 nt
Organism: Corapipo altera (White-ruffed manakin)
Lineage: Eukaryota; Metazoa; Chordata; Aves; Passeriformes; Pipridae
Gene: NTMT2
Product: methyltransferase like 11B
Exons: 6
Coding region: 211-1182 (323 amino acids)
Biological process (GO): N-terminal protein amino acid methylation
Cellular component (GO): cytoplasm
Molecular function (GO): N-terminal protein N-methyltransferase activity
Source: RefSeq, a predicted model, not a curated record